Molecule: messenger RNA, 818 nt
Organism: Mercurialis annua (annual mercury)
Lineage: Eukaryota; Viridiplantae; Streptophyta; Magnoliopsida; Malpighiales; Euphorbiaceae
Product: protein PHLOEM PROTEIN 2-LIKE A9
Exons: 3
Coding region: 238-759 (173 amino acids)
Source: RefSeq, a predicted model, not a curated record
UAGAAUUAAAAAAAAGAUGGACAGUCGUUUCUCGACCGUAAGUCACCAAUUAUUUUUUUAUUCUUUUCACUCGUGAUUAUUUUAAGUCGUCUCUCAAUCUUUUAUUCGUUCACUUUACGAUUAGCCGCCAUUUGUUUUUUUUCCUCCCCAUUCAUAUUUUGGAUCCACCACUACUAUAAAUAUAUAAUAGGGAUAUAUCAAGUAUCCAUUGAAGCAGACUGUAUUUUUCAUCUCAAAAUGUCAACUAAACCACAUUAUGAGGCUGACAAAGAAAUUGAAGAGUCCAAGGAUGGAUGGAGUCUCAAGCCCAAUGCACUCAGCAUUGUAUGGGGUAAUGACAAUCGUUAUUGGAUCAUGCCACAACCUGGGCGAGAAGAAGGUGCAAAGUUGUUGCAAGUAUCUUGGCUAGAAGUGACAGGAACAAGUAAGAAGUCCCUAACAAAAGGCAACAAAUAUGGAAUCAGCUUUGUAAUAGAGUUAACUGAUGGAUCCUUCGGCUGGAAUGGCUGUCCUGUUUUUUUGAUGGCUAAACUUGGGAAGAAGGGUCAAUAUAAAUGGCAAAAGGUUAGCUUAUCAGAUCUUCCAAAGAACCAAAAACAUGAAAUUCCAAUUGGGAAUCAGUUUACUCUUGAGGUCCCAUUUGAUUGCACCAAUGAUGAUCUUGUGCUCUAUUUUGGGUUAUAUGAAGUGUGGACAGGGAGAUGGAAGGGAGGGUUAAGCAUCUAUGAGGCCAAAAUUAAGGACUUAUCAUCUAUUUAAUUGCUUUUGAUAUUAUUAAUAAUUAUCUUUUAAUUAUUGAUUCAAUAAUUAUGAUGGAA